Molecule: messenger RNA, 1047 nt
Organism: Exophiala bonariae
Lineage: Eukaryota; Fungi; Ascomycota; Eurotiomycetes; Chaetothyriales; Herpotrichiellaceae
Exons: 7
Coding region: 1-1047 (348 amino acids)
Source: RefSeq, a predicted model, not a curated record
AUGUUGGUGUCGAACGAUGCGGUUUUGGUGGCCACCAGCAUCGUGCUGGCUGUGUCGACCAUCGUUUCAGUGUCAAUACAGUUGGAACGCCAGUACAAGGCAACCGGGGAGUUGAAUGCUAGCAAAUGGUUCUUGGUUGCAAGUGCAUUCUUCGCUCUGGUCAUGACAUCUCUUGUUUGUGCUGCUGCGGCAAAAGGCCUCGGUGCCGAGAUCUCAGCUCAAGAAUUUGCUUCCAGAGUGUCCAUGCAAAAGCUCAUCGUUGCGGCAUUUCCCCCCUAUUUCUUGUGCAACAUGCUUGUCAAGCAUGCCUGGUUGACUUUCUACUAUGGCCUGGCACGCAGCCGACCUCAGAGAUACUUUAUUCACUUUAUGCAAUUUGUGGCGGCGGCAUUCGGCAUCAGUUCGGUGAUUGUGAUUCUACUUCAAUGCAUACCACUCAAUCUGGUAUGGAAACAGAACCUUGAUCCACAGGAAGAAAGCUCUGGCAAAUGUAUCAAUCUAAUUGCAUUCUUCUAUGCCAACUCGAUCAUCAUGAUCGUCAAUGAUUUGGUCUUAUACUUGAUGCCGAUAUGGUUGUUACGGAAUGUGGAUAUGCUACGAGGACAUCGGUUGAGCAUCUACGCCUUGUUUGCUGUUGGCGGGCUGGUCGUUCUUGCAAGUAUCUUCCGUUUCGUGGCAGUGUAUGGCAUCGCCACGUCAGACAAUAUUUCAUCAAACUAUGCACUCAUAUGGAUUUGGGCAGCGGUGGAAAACCACGUUGGGAUCUGUGCAGCCUGUGCAGGGGCGAUCAAACAGAGAUCCGUGGCCGCAUAUGAGAGUGUCCGCCGAUCAUAUUGCGAGUUCAAGUCGAAGAGCUCCGCACAACAAUCGUCGGAUUCAAUGACUCGCACACAGAGCACGGAAGAUCGCACCCUGUACGAACACACAGGUAGCAUCGGGGAGUCACCAUCGUUGAGGGCCGAUAACUUGAUGGACAAAAAGGAUGCAAGUGGAGUUCACAUGCAGCAACUUUUUGUUUUGAAGGAUGUGAAAGAAGUAACUACCUAG